Messenger RNA from Scophthalmus maximus (turbot), 1443 nucleotides. RefSeq names its product biogenesis of lysosomal organelles complex-1, subunit 2 (gene bloc1s2). Gene Ontology annotation, biological process: lysosome localization; endosomal transport. Bases 65 to 628 code for a protein of 187 amino acids. Gene Ontology annotation, molecular function: gamma-tubulin binding. The transcript is spliced from 5 exons. The record is from RefSeq and is a predicted model, not a curated record. Gene Ontology annotation, cellular component: gamma-tubulin complex; BORC complex; BLOC-1 complex. NCBI's taxonomy places the organism in Eukaryota, Metazoa, Chordata, Actinopteri, Pleuronectiformes, Scophthalmidae.
GUGACCGUCACGUGAACACUCCGCUCAUGUGACCAGGGAGAGAGCGAGUCAAAACAGGAACAAAAUGGCAGCAAUCGGGGACGAAGCCUCUGCCAUGGACAACAUCGCCAGGGCUCCAGCGGCUCAGUCGGCGGCUCUGAAUCCGGCCUCGAGCGGCGGCGGCGGCAGCGGCAGCGGCAGCAGCAGUCACGUGGAAGCCCCGGAGGAGGCAGCGGCCACCCCGCCGGUCGCUCCCAAGAAGCCGCACACCAACAGUGAUGGAGGCGUGGAGACAGCAGAGGAGGCUGUGGAGCCCGCAGAGCCCGAUAUCAAUGAGUUGUGCACUGACAUGUUUGAAAAGAUGGCCAUCUUCCUGCAAGGAGAACUCACAGCCACCUGCGAGGAUUACCGCCUGUUGGAGAACAUGAACAAGUUAACCAGUCUCAAGUACAUGGAAAUGAAAGACAUCAGCAUCAAUAUCAGCCGUAACCUGCAGGAUCUCAACAACAAGUAUGCGAGCCUACAGCCCUACUUGGACCAAAUAAAUCAGAUCGAGGAGCAAGUGUCUUCACUUGAACAAGCUGCUUACAAACUGGAUGGGUAUUCCAAAAAGCUGGAGGCCAGAUUCAAAAAACUGGAGAAGCGAUGAGGAGAAGGAAAUGGCAGAUUUGGGAGUUAUGGUGCCUUCUCACCUUCUUUCACCCUGCCCUUGCCUUAGUCCUUCACUAAAGCUGCGCACAGGAUGUUAAGUGAGACUGAAACAACAAACACUUGGAGCCAUUUUAACACUUGGAUCGACCAAGGAGGAUGCAGCUGAACGCGGAUGAAUUAGUGCCGCAGUGCUUUACUCAGAUUGAACUCCACUAUCGAUGUUUUUUUGCAACAGUUGUGCAGCCAAGACGUACGUGGGAAUGUACAGUGUGUAUCCACGUUACUUUGCAGAUACACCGUAUGCUGAAUAAAUCUGCUCAACGAACAGCAAAUCAUAAUUGAGUGGUGGAAUCAGUGUACUAAUCUAUUAAUAAUCAAACACUGCAAGUUGGCAGGCACAUGUACCAGUACAGUAUGUAAUGAAAUUUGUCAAUUGUAGAUCAUUUACAUGAGGAAGCAUGCUCAUAGAUUUGCUUAAAUGAUGUCCCAGCCCUCCUAAUUAUUUCAGACAACUAACAGAGAACUCGACUCAGCAAUGGUAUCCUGAAACCUACAUCCAUCCAUUAUUGUUACAGAUUCAUUUCCCUGAGCAAUGUGUGAAUAGCUCCACGUUCUGCUAAAGUUAUUGAGAGAUUACAGUUUAAAAGCUACUGUGUAGAGGGCAGCUGAAAAUCACACUAGCUUUGUAGAGAGAAUUUUAAGUUUUGUUAUUUAAAAAAAAAGACAGACAUUUGAUAUGGGUGAACUAUUGUAUUUUUUUUGUAUUUGGUGAUACUGUCACUGAAAACUAAAUGAAAUAAAUUAUGAUGUGCA